Blumeria graminis f. sp. triticale is the source of this 2532-nucleotide messenger RNA. The record is from the annotation of a GenBank genome assembly. NCBI's taxonomy places the organism in Eukaryota, Fungi, Ascomycota, Leotiomycetes, Helotiales, Erysiphaceae.
AUGGCCGCUCAAACUUCACCCCCAGAAACUUCAGAGACAGAUUCAUUUCAAGCCUCCUGUGCCCUCACUUCGGAUAGUAUCGAAGCUUUUUCCUAUCCAACAGUCUCUUUUCAAGUCCAAAAACCUGACAGAAGACAGUGUUUGGGGGCUAAGAAUGUGCAGGCUCAACGAGCUAAACCAUUUUCAUACAAAAUUGAAAUGGAUCAGGAAUCGCAACGUUUAUUAGAAGAUAAUACUUGUGAAGAUCUUCAAACUUGUCUAUCACCAUCUGCAAAUCCUCCCACAUCUAAGCUUUUAGCAUUGAAAAUGAAUGCACCGGAUGAUAUCGAGGGAGGACAAAAGGAGGACACACGUAAUCCUCAGGAUUCAAACAUGUUAUCACAAAAUUUGAGUUCUUUUUGCUUAACUCAAGCCCAACCUAGAACUCUAGAUCCUAUGCCUUUAUUCCAAUUUACAACUUUUGAUGAAAGCGACUAUUACACAAUUAAUAAUCCAUCUUCAAGCAGUUACGUCGACAGUAAUCAUUCAGCUCCUAGCCUUCACGAUAAAGAUGAAUCGCAUAAUUUCAAAAUUUACCGACAAAAUUCCAUCAAGAAGCCGUCGGAUAUUCCACUCGGAGCACCCACAGCUAGUGAGGUCGAGUAUGGACGUAAAGAAUCGCUAAAACGUUCUACAAACUUGGCAGCAAACCCAGUCAGGAACGGCGAAAACUGUUCUCUAGAUAGACAAUACCAGUCUACUAGUCACGAAUCUACCAAAAAAGAAUCACAGUUAAGUCUUUCUGAAAAUAAUUCUGCUGUUAGGAAAUUACCUGGAAAAAAGAUUACUACAUCACCAGCAACUUCGGAAACUACAGUUCCACUAAUCCAGAUGCAACCUACGAGCGGCAUUCAAAAAAGAGAAAAAGAAAUAUAUGGAAUUAAGAAAAUAAGAUGGCAUGAUCAUGAUGCUACAAAGAAUCCCAGAAUCUCUCCUAUAUUGGUUCAGAAUUCUAAUGGCCCAUGUCCACUGCUGGCUCUUGUAAACGCAUUAAUACUUUCAACACCACCGUCUAAAAAUACUUACCUAACAGAGACGCUUAACUCUCGUGAAGACAUAACCCUUGGGCUCCUUCUGGAUGCACUUUUCGAUGAGCUGAUUUCCAGGCGUGGCUCUGGGAAUGAACUACCCGAUGUAUCUGCCCUUUAUUCUUUUCUCGUAACACUACACACAGGUAUGAAUGUUAAUCCACACUUUUUCCCUGCUUCACUCUGCAGUACUAUCAAACGCACCUUGAGCUCCAGGUCGGUUAAGCACUCUAGACCUGAGAGAAUUGAGCUAGGGUUUUUCGAAGAUACUUACGAGACACAACUCUAUGGUACUUUUAACGUCCCUCUAAUUCAUGGAUGGAUUCCGCAGCCUGAUUCGAUGGCCUAUGCAGCCCUCUAUAGGCUCUCAAGAACAUUUGAAGAUGCUCAAAAUCUUCUGUUCAGUGAGGAGAUUCUUGAGACAAAGAGAAUUCAAGGCACACUAACUUCCCAUGAAGAAUCUCUUUUAGAAGAUAUAGCGACCAUCGGAACAUUUAUAUCUUCAAAUGCAACACAACUCACUUCCCAUGGCCUAGAUGUGAUCAAAACCACUCUUACUCCUGGCACUACAGCUAUACUUUUUAGGAAUAACCACUUCUCUACGCUCUACAGACACCCCAAAAACUUACAAUUACUACAAUUGGUGACUGAUAUGGGUUAUGCAAAACAUGAAGGAGUUGUAUGGGAAUCUUUGGUUGACACAACCGGGGAGCUAGCUGAAUUCUUCGAUGGAGACUUUCGGCGAGUUAUUGAUACCCCAGCUUGGCCUCUUCCUAAUUUGCCACUAAGUAAUAAUGAUCGGAUAAGUUGUAAUACAAGUUCUUAUCCAUCAGACCAUUCAAAAAGAUCUUGUCGAGGGACUAUGGAGCAACUAGACCAUGAUUAUGCCUUAGCCCUCCUGCUUCAAGAAGAGGAGCAACAAAAGUCUGUUAAACCUCAAAGACAAUGUCAUGGAAUUAAAUCAUCGCCGCAGCAAUUCACUCUAACUCACACAAGUGAUGGACAAGAUAAUUCUGGCGUGUCUAGACCUGAACCUCUACUUUCUCAGCAAAUUAGGUGUGAAUCUGGACCUGUUAUACCACCUCGAAGAAGCAACUUGAAUUUUACAAAUCAGUUAGACUCAGAAUCAGCUAUGGCAGAGACAGAGGUAGGAUUACCACCGCCAUCUUAUGAGGCUGCUACCAAGGAAGAAUGUAAUAACUCAUCUCCUGAAGAUGAAAACCCACAACUCAAUCAUAGCGUGCCUCAGUUAUCGCACUCAGACACACUAGAGAGUGAAAGCAGAAGUAAGCGAGUUGGGGGAAUGAGAAGAAGAAGUCGCCGCCAUCAAAGUCAAGCUAUAGAUCAGAUACUUGCAAUAAGAUCAGGAAUGAGUGUCAGACGGCAGCCAAGUCUUGGUGGUGAAAUGAUAAAUAAAGUAACUCAUAGGCCGGAAAGGGUAGAGCGGGAAUGUGCUAUUAUGUAG